AAACUAACUUCGCUAGAGAAUAAUGGCAUCUGUUUACUCCACCCUAACCUACUGGCUCGUCCACCACCCCUACAUUGCCAACUUCACGUGGACCGAAGGUGAAACACUAGGCUCCACCGUUUUCUUUGUCUUUGUCGUCGUCUCCCUUUACCUCUCCGCCACAUUCCUCCUCCGAUACACCGUCGAUUCACUCCCCACACUCGGUCCCCGCAUUCUCAAACCAAUCACAGCCGUUCACAGCCUCAUUCUCUUCCUCCUCUCCUUAACCAUGGCCGUUGGUUGCACUCUCUCCCUAAUCUCUUCCUCGGACCCGAAGGCGCGUCUCUUCGACGCCGUUUGUUUCCCCCUCGACGUGAAACCUAAGGGACCGCUUUUCUUUUGGGCUCAAGUCUUUUACCUCUCGAAGAUCCUUGAGUUCGUAGACACACUUCUCAUCAUACUCAACAAAUCAAUCCAACGGCUCUCGUUCCUCCACGUCUACCACCACGCAACGGUUGUGAUUUUGUGCUACCUCUGGUUACGAACACGUCAAUCGAUGUUUCCUGUUGGGCUCGUGUUGAACUCGACGGUCCAUGUGAUUAUGUACGGGUACUAUUUCCUCUGCGCUAUCGGAUCGAGGCCCAAGUGGAAGAAGUUGGUGACGAAUUUUCAAAUGGUUCAGUUUGCUUUCGGCAUGGGGUUAGGAGCCGCUUGGAUGCUCCCAGAGCAUUAUUUCGGGUCGGGUUGCGCCGGGAUUUGGACAGUUUAUUUCAAUGGUGUGUUUACUGCUUCUCUAUUGGCUCUCUUCUACAACUUCCACUCCAAGAACUAUGAGAAGACUACAACGUCGCCUUUGUAUAAGAUCGAAUCCUUUAUAUUUAUUCACGGAGAGAGGUGGGCAAAUAAAGCGAUUACAUUAUUUUCCAAGAAAAACGAUUAAAUUGUCAUGAUUAUUAUAUAUAUAUCUAGUUUGGAUAUGUUGAUGUGUGUUGUUAGUUGUUACUGUAAAAUGUUGGGAUGCAUGGUUUGAAAUUGUUUUAUAUAUUAACGAAUAAGAUGACAAAAUAUAUAAAAAUGUCACAUAAAAUCAUCAUGAUCGUCUGAUUCUUCUUAUUGCAUACAUCUUUCUA
Messenger RNA from Arabidopsis thaliana (thale cress), 1109 nucleotides. Its product is annotated as GNS1/SUR4 membrane protein family. NCBI's taxonomy places the organism in Eukaryota, Viridiplantae, Streptophyta, Magnoliopsida, Brassicales, Brassicaceae. Gene Ontology annotation, molecular function: fatty acid elongase activity. Gene Ontology annotation, cellular component: membrane. The record is from RefSeq and is marked reviewed. The transcript has a single exon. Bases 23 to 919 code for a protein of 298 amino acids.